This is a messenger RNA of Melanaphis sacchari, 390 nucleotides long. RefSeq lists its product as uncharacterized. The record is from RefSeq and is a predicted model, not a curated record. NCBI's taxonomy places the organism in Eukaryota, Metazoa, Arthropoda, Insecta, Hemiptera, Aphididae. Bases 1 to 390 code for a protein of 129 amino acids. The transcript has 3 exons.
AUGGAAUUUGUUGUAAACAAAAGAGGUAAAACGAUGUUAAUAUUUGAUGGUUUUAAAUAUGUUUAUGGUUAUACGUCAAAAACAAAUGUAACUCGGUGGAGAUGUUUCAUGAAAAAUUGUCCGACCAUUAUUUUGGAAAAAGAAAAAGUAAUACUUGAAACGAAAAGUGAUCAUAGAGACAAUUGUUCAGUCAAAAAUAUAGAUCGUCAAAAAUUAGGAACGACAUAUAAGUGGAAAGCUGUCGAAGAUUUUUGUCAAAGACCUAGAAAAAUAAUACUAGGUGAGAUUCAACUAUUAAACUUAUACAAGUAUACAACAUAUUUAGUCCAGAUUAUUAUUUUAAUUGUUUUUCAAAAUAAAUUAAUGCUUUUGGAGUUGCCCCAACAAUGA